AUGAAACAUAAAGCAGCUCGUCGACGAACAUAUCCACAAGUCCGUGAAAUAACACCUGUUAUGACGAGUAAAUCAUUGUCUCAUCAUAAAAUUAAUCGAUCAUAUCGACCAACAUCAUUGCAAGAACAAACAAUUGAAAAACAACAAAAAAGAUUUGAUACUGUUAAUCAAAUAUUAGAAAAAGUGUCGAGUAAGCCAAUGAAUACUACAUUAAAUCAAAAUAAUAGUAGUAGUUCAAUUCAAAAUGGCAAUGAUGAUGAAUCUGAAGGAACGGCAAAGAAAGCAUUGCUUUCUAUAAAAUUUCCAUUGUCAUCAAUCAAUGAUGGUCUUGUUUCAAUUGUUGGAUAUCUCAAGGCUAAACCAAUUAAAUUUCAAACACUUGAUGAUUUACUUAAAAAUUUUCCAUCUGUACGUGCAGCACUUUUUAAAAAACGAACAACUACACCAGCACUCACAUCAACUGAAACUAUUACAUCACAUUUAUCAUCAUUGCAAAUAACUCCACAAUCAACAAUAUCUCGUAUUCCAUCAACAAAAUCAGCUUGGCGUACACGUCGAACAUAUGCUUCAACUGAAGAUGAACUUGCUCUUGUUCAAACAAUAUUAGCUGGUGAUGAAAAUGAAUCAUUUGGAUCUAUUGGUGAUCAACCUAUAACUCGUAAAGAUAUUCGUACACUUCGUGGUCUUACAUGGCUUAAUGAUGAAGUUGUCAAUUUUUAUUUGGCACUUGUAGCACGUGAAAGUGGUACAUCAGGAAAUUUACAUGUAUACGCAUUUAGUACAUUUUUCUAUUCGAAAUUAACUAAAGAUGGACCAACACAUACAAGUUGGGAUCGAUGGAUGAGACGAGGAAAUGUAGCUUUUUUUGAUUAUGAUCUUAUUCUUAUACCUAUUCAUCAAGGAAAUCAUUGGACAUUAACGACAAUUGAUUUUCGUUCUCGUUGUAUUGGAUAUUAUGAUUCAUUAGGUGGUACAGAUGAUAUGUGUUUAGGUCGCAUCUAUGCAUUUGUUGAACAUAUGUAUGUAACAAAACGACAAACAAUAUCUAUGCCUGAUGGUUGGCGUGUACAACCAAUGAAUAUGAUACCUGAACAAGCAAAUGGUAGUGAUUGUGGAGUAUUUGCAUGUCAAUUUGGAAAAUAUUUAGCACGUGAAUGGCCAUUAGAUUUUACUCAAGCACAAAUGGCACAAUUUCGUUUACAAAUGAUUUAUGAAAUUUAUACAAAACAACUUAUCGUUUAA
Messenger RNA from Rotaria sordida, 1242 nucleotides. Lineage: Eukaryota; Metazoa; Rotifera; Eurotatoria; Philodinida; Philodinidae. The record is from the annotation of a GenBank genome assembly.